Molecule: messenger RNA, 1056 nt
Organism: Caenorhabditis briggsae
Lineage: Eukaryota; Metazoa; Nematoda; Chromadorea; Rhabditida; Rhabditidae
Exons: 2
Coding region: 1-1056 (351 amino acids)
Cellular component (GO): lysosome
Molecular function (GO): cysteine-type endopeptidase activity
Source: RefSeq, a predicted model, not a curated record
AUGAAGACUGCUGUCGCUGCUCUUCUCGUUGGUCUUGUUGCCGUCCAAGCAUACAAUGUUGAGGUGAAGCAUGCUGAUGCUAUCCCAGUUGAGGCUCAGAUGCUCCGUGGACAAGAACUCGUUGAUUACGUCAACAAGCAACAGACCACAUUCACUGCUAAGCUUGGAUCAUACUUCAGCUCAUACCCAGACACCAUCAAGAAACAAUUGAUGGGAGCUAAGAUGGUUGAGAUUCCAGAGGAGUACAGAGUGUUCGAGAUGACCCACCCAGAAGUCCUUGAUACCGCUGUCCCAGAUUCCUUCGAUUCCCGUACUCAAUGGCCAAACUGCCCAUCCAUCUCCAAGAUUCGUGAUCAAUCUUCCUGUGGAUCCUGCUGGGCUGUUUCCGCUGCCGAGACCAUCUCCGACCGUAUCUGCAUUGCUUCCAAUGGAAAAACUCAGAUCUCCAUCUCUGCUGACGAUAUCAACGCUUGCUGUGGAAUGGUUUGUGGAAACGGAUGCAAUGGAGGAUACCCAAUCGAGGCUUGGCGCCACUACGUGAAGAAGGGAUACGUUACCGGUGGAUCUUACCAAGAGAAGUCCGGAUGCAAGCCAUACCCAUACCCACCAUGUGAGCACCACGUCAACGGAACUCACUACAAGCCAUGCCCAAGCAACAUGUACCCAACUGACAAGUGUGAGCACUCUUGCCAAGCUGGAUAUCCACUUACCUACACACAAGAUCUUCACUUCGGACAAUCCGCCUACGCUGUAUCCAAGAAGCCAGCUGAGAUCCAGAAGGAAAUCAUGACCCACGGACCAGUAGAGGUUGCUUUCACCGUCUACGAGGACUUUGAGCACUAUUCUGGAGGAGUCUAUGUCCAUACCGCUGGAGCCAGUCUCGGAGGACAUGCCGUCAAGAUGCUCGGAUGGGGAGUUGACAACGGAACUCCAUAUUGGCUCUGUGCCAACUCAUGGAACGAGGAUUGGGGAGAGAACGGAUAUUUCCGUAUCAUUCGUGGAGUCAACGAGUGCGGAAUUGAAUCUGGAGUUGUUGGAGGAACACCAAAGUUGUAA